Messenger RNA from Selaginella moellendorffii, 1029 nucleotides. RefSeq names its product pentatricopeptide repeat-containing protein At2g03380, mitochondrial-like. NCBI's taxonomy places the organism in Eukaryota, Viridiplantae, Streptophyta, Lycopodiopsida, Selaginellales, Selaginellaceae. The record is from RefSeq and is a predicted model, not a curated record. The transcript has 3 exons. Gene Ontology annotation, molecular function: protein binding. The coding region runs from base 1 to 1029 and encodes 342 amino acids.
AUGGUGGAUUUCUAUGGAAAGUGUGGCAGCGUGAGAGAAGCUCUAGAGAUUUUCCAGGCUGCUGCCAAGUUGGGAACAAAGGACGUGGUUUUGUGGAGUGCAAUGGUCAGUGCUUGCUCGCAAGGAGGGGAAGACGAGCUAGCCUUGGAGCUCUUUGCGCUUAUGCUUUUGGAAGAUGGAGUGGAGCGGCCGUGCUCAAUGUCUGAUGGAUAUGGAUGCGAAGUGGGGGAGAUUGCUGGAUUGUCGGCGAGUUUUCGAUGGGAUGAUAGAGCGGGAUUCGGUCUGCUGGAAUGUUAUGAUCAUGGCGGUCUGCUGGAAUGUUAUGAUCAUGGGAUAUGCAAAAGGUGGCGAGACCGAGAGUUUUUCACGGCGAUGCAAGCGGGAGACGUGGUCGUCAGUUCGAGAACUUUGGUGGCCGUUCUCCAGGCGUGCUUGGAUAUGGCCGAGAAGGAAGGGGUGGAUGGAAGGCCCUUGAAAGUGGCGUCGCUGGAGAAGUUAUUGACGUUGGUUUCUCCACGGGCUGGAAGAUGUUUACUCUACAAACAACUUUUAUCAGUCUCUACGCACGGUGUGGAAGUUUGGGGUGAUGUGCUCGGAGUGUUCGAUGGGUUUCCAGACAAGGACGCAGUGUCUUGGAAUGCACUGAUCGCAGGAUACAGGCGUCAAGGGGACAGUGACGCAGAGUUUGAUCUUUUCGCCAAGCCGGACGCUCUGACAUUCUCUUCAGUUCUAUCGGUCUGCUGCCACGCUGGUUUGGUCGAGGGGAUGGAAUACUUUCACUCGGACUAUGGACUUAGUCCGAGUGUGGAGCACGUAAUCUCCAUGGUUGACGUGCUAAUCGGCUGGAGGAUGCGCUUCCGGUGGUGGAAAGCCUGGAAGAUGUGUGCUCUAGGAUAUGGAUGGGGCUUGUUUCAAGUGGAAAAAUGCGGUGAUUGGAAAGGCAAUCAAAGGUUGACGAUCAAGGUGGUACACCUUACGCUCUCACGGCAAACAUGUACUCAGGCUCAAACAAUGAAAGCACAACCUUGA